CACGUGUCCAAACAUCCACAAAUUUCCUAUUUAGUUCCACCUCACUUAUUCUAUCCGUUUCAUCUGUAAAUUGCUUAAAAUAUGUUAAAAAAGAGGCAAAAAAGCAGGAAAAAUGGGCAAAGAUCUUCCUCAGUCUCUAGUGUUGGCUCGAGGAGCUCCAGAAGCUCAAGAAGCUCAAAACACAGCGAUUCAUCCUCAAGAAUCUCAAAUUUUAGUUAUAUUCAGGAUCCAAAAAAGCCUAAUUUUGCCUAUAAAGCUUCUGAUGAUGAAGAUGAUCUGGAGAAGAAAAGCAGGAAGAAAUUGAGAACUUUCUCACCAAUCACUAUCCUGAUCUCCGUGCUCCAAUGGAUUAUAAUUAUUUACACUGGAAUUUCAUUUUUCUAUAACUAUGCAGAUGGGAAAGUUUUCAGUGCAAUUCUUGUAAUGUUGAUUAUAGAGUUAUCCAGUUCCUUGAUAAUGCUCUACGCUAUCAAGAACCCUGGAGCCUCCUGUAUACUUCUUGCUAGUCAAUAUAUUGCAAUGUAUUACUGUUUUUCGAACCAUCUACAAUCUACAAAUUCGUAUGAUUCUCAGAGACCAAUUUUCGAACGGAUUAUGUCUCUAUCAGUUAUCAGUUUGGUAUCAUUUGCUAUUCAUUUCUUCAUCCUUAUUCAAUCGAUUCGAAUUACUGGAGCAUCGGAAAAACGGAGUGAUUAUAGCGAUAAAGUUAUUGUGGAAGGAUGGGAGAAGCGGAAGAAAGAGUUGGAUAAGCUGAUUUGCAAUUUGAUCAAUGAAAUUUGUGGAGGAGAUGAGGAUCGCUAUCUAAACAUUCAAAUCGCUGAUGAAACUACCGAUCUUCCGGUUUCCAUCGACAGAGCCAAUGUUGAUAUGAGAAUUUACCGAGCUUUUGAAAUGAGCAUGGAGAAGGAUAUCAUAAGCCUGUCAACUAGUAAUACAUCUCAUGCAGAGAUCAGUACUCCGAAGAGCCGGAAGAAAAAGAGCAGAAAGUUGGGAUUGAAGAACUUGGAGGAGGUUAUCAAUUCAAAGUAUAACAGCUGCCAGAAGCAAGACAACUCGAUGAGCAUCCAAUGAAUCUAAUAAUUAAAUAGUUAUAUAUCCUUUUCCAUUUUCAUUCAAAAUACUUUUUCAAUGAACGAAAAAUUGAAUAGCUU
Molecule: messenger RNA, 1151 nt
Organism: Caenorhabditis elegans
Lineage: Eukaryota; Metazoa; Nematoda; Chromadorea; Rhabditida; Rhabditidae
Gene: F58D5.8
Exons: 7
Coding region: 82-1071 (329 amino acids)
Source: RefSeq, marked reviewed